AUGGGAGGCUCGGCACUGGACUUUGACAUUUUAAACAAUCUCAGCUACUUGGACGACUUUGAGUGUAACAGCUACGGGGACUUCGAUUAUAACAGCUACGGCGGCGUCGAGUACGAGACCUACGACGACGUGGUCUUGUUUCCCACAGACCAAAGUUUCAUCCAACCACCAUUCACCAAUGUCCAUAUGUUCCCAGCUCUUGACUCACUGUCGCCCCCAGAUAAUCUUGGUCCUUUGCCUCAACACAAAUAUCGCUGCGCUGACUGCACAGAGUCCUUCGCACGCCGAUGCGAACUCACGCGGCAUGAAUUCAAGCAUACCAAGCCAUUUCAAUGCCCGCAAUGCGGCCGCCCCUUCGCCGAGAAGCGACGCUGCAUUCAGCAUGUUCAAGCAGUACACGGCCUGGCGACCGAGGAGGACAAGGUCAAGUGUCAUUUGUGCAAGUACGCGCACGUCCGGCCGGACGCGGUGAAGAGACACAUGAGGCUGAAGCAUGGGGUUGGCGAGAAGUCCGAGUGUUCGCCUUUCACCAUAGGAUCGGGAGAGCAAUCUGAUGCAGAGGAUCGACCGCGGAAGAGGAGGAAGUGA
Messenger RNA from Cladophialophora psammophila CBS 110553, 588 nucleotides. RefSeq lists its product as uncharacterized. The transcript has a single exon. Bases 1 to 588 code for a protein of 195 amino acids. Lineage: Eukaryota; Fungi; Ascomycota; Eurotiomycetes; Chaetothyriales; Herpotrichiellaceae. The record is from RefSeq and is a predicted model, not a curated record.